GUCAAAAUGACAGCAACGAUAUGAGCAAACUCCACUAGUCUGGGAGAGCUACGUGAAAAAUAAAAAGGAAAAUUGACGUUUCGAAACCGAUUUCCAAUUUUACUCUAUUCGAUUUCACAAAAAAUCAUGCUCAAAUACCCCUAUGCUUCUGUCUAAGUGUUUCAGUGUAGUGUAUUUCCACAAUCAUGGUGUCUAUCAUCAAAAAUCAACUCCUCAAACACCUAUCCAGAUUCACCAAGAACUUAUCGGCGGACAAAAUAAAUCUAAGCACGUUCAAGGGGGAAGGCGAAUUAUCAAACUUGGAACUGAAUGAAAUUGUUUUGACUGACCUGUUGGAGUUGCCAUCAUGGUUGCAUUUGACGAAAGCCUGGUGUAAUAAAGUUACAUUCAGGAUACCCUGGACGAAGCUGAAAAGUGUACCUAUACAUUUGAGCUUAGAUGAGGUGAAUAUAACAGUGGAGACAUGCCAGGAUUUACGCACAACAUCACCCCAAGGCGGCCUGUCUUCAUAUGCUACAGCUCCUGGGAAGUAUAGUUUUAUACAUAAGGUCAUCGAUGGUAUAACUGUUACAGUCAACACCGUGAAUAUUCUGUUCAACAGUCCCGCAUUCACAGCUUCUAUCCAGAUUUCAAGAAUACUAGUCGAGUCGAAAACGCCAAAGUUUACAAAGUCCGAUCUGAGAAUGACUCGUUUGAAGAAUCCGCAAAAAGGUCAGCUACUCAUUUUCAAGGAACUUGAAUGGCAAACUGUUAGAAUAGAAGCAAAGUCGACUGUCGAUGACAAUCUGACACCUUUGAGGUUAUUGACUAAUCAGGCCAGAUGUAGGAUAGUUAUAAAGAAAAGAAUAUCAGAUUGUUACAUACUUGGUUCGAGGCUGGCUAUAAUACUUGAUGACCUCUUGUGGGUUCUAACAGAUUCUCAGCUAAAAGCAGCCUUACAUUUUUUGGACUCCUUAGCAGGGCUGAUACAAAAGGCAACUCAGAUCACCAGAAAAGCGAAGGCAGCUAGAAAAUUGGAGGAGUUACCAGAAUAUCAAGCACAACUAGCGCAAGAGGCCCAAUUCACUGAUGUCAAUGACAAAACAAGUCGGGUGUUUGCAACCUAUGAUGUUAUUGAAACGUCCUACCAUUUCCUUUCCAAUCAAAUAGUUCUACAUUUGUGCGAUGACCCUGGACCUGGUAGAUCCUGCCACCCCAACUUAAAGGAAGGUGGAGCAUUGCAGAUAAGCGUCAAGAAAUUUCAAGUAGAUUUCUACCCGUAUCAUCUAGCUAAAGGAAAUAGGAAACACUGGCCAAGGUACAACUCGACAGCUGUGCCUCAUUCGAUGUGGCAAGAUCAAGCGUUAAAUUCGUUCAAGACUAAAGUUAUGGAUCUCAUUGAUAAAAAUAAGACUCAACAUACACCUCUCACUAGAUCACCAAAGCCUACGGAACAACCUAAUUCAGCAGCUACUAGUCCCGAUUCGAAGAAUCCAGCCGGUUACAGACACAAGGAUAUUCGAAAAAAAGUGGAAAUUCAGCUCUCGAAGCUGAUGACAGCCUGUACUAUCAUCAGAAUAGAAGAUUUCGCUCUUUAUAAGGUCACCACCUCCGGAAAAAAACAGGCACUCAAGGAAUUUAUUUGUGGUGAUAGAAGCCAUAUGUUGUUACCAAAAGAUGCUAGCAUUGUACAUGCAGAGUUCAUUUACUAUUAUUACCCCAACGAUAUACCUUUUCCAUUGCCACCUCCUAAGUUUUAUGCCCAAGUGAAUCCCAUACUGAUAAUUUUUGACGUAGACAGUUGCAUUUGGAUGAACUCUUUCGGACUGAACUUAUAUCAAUCGUUAAUGGAUUCGAAAAAUGAAGUCCAAGCCUCAAAUUUUACCUAUAUCGACGUGAAAAUAGAGGCAAUUCUUCCUAGGGUGAAUUUCGAAAGUUCCGUGGACCACCCGACUCAAAAAGACAGGCCGAAAUGCUUGAGCUUCCAAGUGACAAGAGCCAUAAUAACGAACGUGAGAAGUUUGGAACAAUCUUCAAGAGCAGAUCUGGCCAAAUGCGUCGACUCGUUCCACAUGGGUUCUCUGUUUUUCGGAUCGGAAUUUCCGUCUCAACCUAGCGAUUUUUAUAUCGUUACUCAAAAGUUUCUCGAUCACAUAUCGACCAAUGAUAAUGUGCGGAGCCCGCCUUUGAACGUGGACGCUUCUUCAUUGGAUGCACUGCUGGAGCAGUUCAGCCGCGAAAUGCUCUGGAUAGAAGCGAAAGACGUGUGGUGCGUCAACCUGGACCCCGUCUGGGGCGAUUUCCACGGCGCCAAAGCGCCCGGCGUGAACAAGCCGGUUCCGUUUCUGGACGCCGUUCCAGUGACCGUUUGGUUACACUCGCACCUCGACCCGAACUCGACGUUGAAACCGCCCGAGAACGGUUUGAACACGGUCAACGCGGACAUCCACGCGCUUGUCAACAUUUCAAAUUUGGUCAGCGUGCAGAUCAACCACUAUCAGUACCUGUUCCUGCUGAGAUUGGCCGAAGACGCGGCCGAGUUGGCUACGUAUUUGUCGAUGGAUACCGACAGGAUAUUGAAGUCUGAAAACAAUAGUUCCAUGGUAGUUGGCGCCCUGGUACCUCAGUUAGAAGUAACUUUUGUUAUGCCGUCCCAUAGUCCAGGAAAAGAGUCUUCUGGUGGAGAUGUUGAAUCUUUCGUACCUGAUUCUUCCAGCAUUGCUGACGAUAACAUGUUUGUAGGCUCUUCGGCAACAAUCUGGCAGAACAGCACCUUGUCCAUGUCGCAAGUAGAAACGGGCAAAAAACCUGUAGCGAACGGUUCUAGUCAUCCCUUACAAAUGUCGAGUAGUUAUUCGGGGGAAUUCGCUCAGAACAGUUCAGAAAUUGCUAUGGUGAAAUCAAAUGUGCAGACGCAACAACAAUCCCAACAGCAGUUUGGAAACAUCAAUUUACAGAACAAUUUUAAUGUCGGUUUCACCUCGAUGAAAAAAGGCUUCACCAACCUGAUGUCCUCGAUAGACAGCGCGCUGAAGCCGAGCCCGGACGACAUGAGCGACACGAUGUCGAUACGCAGCGACGCGUCGAGCGACUCCGAAAAGUACGUUCUGAUAAAUUGCGAAGCUGACGUUCCAGGACAGGAUUUGAUGUUCAUGGUGCAGGAGUUCACGUACGAUCACGACAGGGUGGAGGAGGCUGCGGAAGUGCUGGAGGAGGAUAGCACUGUGACGUCGGGCAGCGAUCAUUCGAUCACCAGUAAUGGGAAGAGGAAAGAUCUGGUGUUGGUGUCGACAUUUAAAUUGAACAAAGUGGAGCUUCUUUACCAAGCAGUAGGAUAUUCUUCAGCAAUAAAAGUGCAAGUCGCCAAUAUAUCUAGCGAAGAAUGUUCUUCGAUACCUUGGGAUGAGUUUCAGAGUAAAUUUAGCACGAGAUCCAGAGCGUGGAACGACAAUCCCUCGAACGCCUCAACUACGUCAAAAAUUCGGGUACGUCUCGAUCACACGCUGUCACUGCCCUCUUCCAAAUCCAUGAUGGAGCUGGACUUCAGGAAUAGAGACAAUCUAGCCAAAAUAUUCAGGGACAUGUUGACGGUGGAAGUGAAAGAUCUGGCGCUCGCAUUGAACAUGAGCACCGCAGUAGGCCUAGCCGACUUGAUCGAGGAUGAGAUUAUUCCUAUACCUUUACCUAUGAAAGUAACCUUGGAAACUAUAAAGCUCCAUCUGAAUGAAGAUCGACCUCCAGUGAAUAUCACGUCUCCAGGACCUGUUCCCAUAGAUUUAGAUAUAAGUUUUUUGUACAUAACCAGGGGAGAUGACGGUGUGUUCCAUAUUCAGCCAUGUAAGCCUCCAUCUGCUUCAUCUGUGUCCUCUAUAGCCUCAGCCCAAGAAACGGAGCAAAAGGUGUUCAGGCAGCUCUUCUCCGAGAACGAGGAACUGAAGCGCCGCCUGGCGGCGUUCGAGCGAGUUUCGGAAGAAAACCGCGCGCUCAGAAAAGCCAAAGAAGAAACGGACGUCCUCCGGUCAUGCCUGAAAACGUCGCAAGACGAGGUCGUGAGACUUCUGAACGAGAAACAGAAGUUGCUGGACGACAUCAAGAGGCUGCAGGAUCAGAUCACGAGCGGCGCGGAAAGAGGAGGUUGGCAAUGGAACACUAGCAAAAGAUAGCAAUGUUGUUUUGACUGCACGAACUGCUGUAGUAACGUUAAGGGGACACAGUAGUUAGGCGCAGUUAUUCGAACCGUUUAGGUUGCGUUUAGGCUUGCAAUUGGAAGGUUUCUGUUUAGAGCACACGUCACGUCGCAUAUCACUGAGGGAACCAAUGUGUCAGAUACAGACAUGGAAAUAAGUGGUCUCAUGAAGUAAUACACUACCGUCGAAACAUAAUUUUAUAGAAGAAUAUUUUAGUCUAAUCAUAUUAGACGAAAAUACCGCCGGUUCGCGAUUUAAUUGUAAAAAAAAUGUGUACACCAAUUUUUGUGGGAAAACUUUUUAUUCGACAAGAUUGAAUGAGAAAACGUGUUUUUCGAGAUUCAAUCGGAAGUGUUGGCAGCAACGAAAAAACUCUUUAUACAAGAUUUUUAGGUAUCUAUGAGACCUACAGGAUGAGACCACACGUACAGAGAUCCGACCAAUAGCAAAAAAGUUAUCGCCGAAAACCGAUGCAAACUACAGGUUUUGGCACUUGUUGGUUAUGCAGAUAUUUGAAAUUCUUCAAAUUCGUAGUUUUUACUAAAUCGGUCGAGAGAAAGUAAUCUGCAAGUCGAAAUGUAAAAAUCGCCAAAAAGUAGCGAUUUUUUUUUUGUGUGUCGCUAAAUACCCGAAAAGGUAAAAGUAUUUUUUCGAAUCGAAAUACAAAUAAAUACAAAACAAGUACAUUAUGUAAUGCCAUUAAUGAAAUUUUACAUAAUAAUACCUCCCCAAUAAAAAAAAAUUCCAAAAAGAAAUCCCCAGAAAAAAUAUCCCCAAAGUUUUCGCCAUUGAGAUAAAAAUCCCCUGAUUUUUGGGGAGAACCCCCUAAUAUGGUAACCCUGGAAUCCAAAAUAAAUUACGCGAGGUCAUCAAGUGGACGGAAACAAAGAAGAAAAGUAAUCUAAAGUUAGUAACUCUUUCUGACACAGAUUGAACGAUAUCGAUACUCGUGAAAUGUAUCGAUA
Acanthoscelides obtectus is the source of this 5131-nucleotide messenger RNA. NCBI's taxonomy places the organism in Eukaryota, Metazoa, Arthropoda, Insecta, Coleoptera, Chrysomelidae. The record is from the annotation of a GenBank genome assembly.